AACAGAACCAACUUGCCUCUUCUCUUCUUCUUCCUCUCCUCUAUUCGUUCUUCCUUCUCCCUAUCAUUCUGCUUCCAAUCUUUCCUUUUUCUUCUCUAAAUCUCACUUUCUUCUUCUCUAAUUCAAUCUCAAUCGCCGGGACAGAUCCAGGAUCAUUACAUUGAUCCAAAGAUAUCGGUUGAAUCGGAGAAGGAAGAGGUGGUGGCCUCCCGUAAUCCAGUGAUGUCUCCUAAAUUGGAGAAGGAGGAGGUGGCCCGUGAUCCAGAGAUGUCCCCUAAAUCGGAGAAUGCCCUUGAUCCAGAGACAUCUCCUAAAUUGGAGAAGGAGUCCGCUGAAUCUGAUGAGGAGUCUCUUGAUGCAGAGACGUUCUCUGAAUCCGAGGAAUCACAGGAUUUGUACUCUGACUCGGGGGAUGAGGAGAGGGAGGCCCUGGAGAUAUUGAUCCCUGAUCCGAGGGAGAUUGAUGGUAAUUAUCCAGAGAACAAGUACGGUAAAAAAUCCAGUAAAUGCUUUGAUAAGUAUCGAAAGCGGGAUUUCAAACCCAAGGAAGACGAUCCCAAAUAUAUAUUCGAAGACGGUGUUUUUGUGGGCGAAGAUGUUAAGCUGCGGGUUAUCCAUUAUAGGAGGAAGAAGUGGGUCACCGGUUGUUUCUAUGCUGAUUGCCGACCAGCCCACCCUGGUCACGGAGGCAUUUUCCACCGAGAACAUUACAGGCACAUUCUGAAUAUGGACGAGGCAAUUCACUCUGCUGUUACAUUCGUCAUCAAUGAAUAUGAGACUGUGAAGGGCAAGAGGUUGGAGUUAAAAGAGAUUCGGAACGUGACUAUGGAGCAAUAUGCCUGCUGGAUGUUAUAUGUGACUUUCAGUGCCUACGAACCGCCUGAUGAGAGUACUGAGCAGAUUUACCAGACCUUGGUAACUAAUGCCCGCUUGUCAAUUGGACAUCAUAAAGUUUUUAUCUUCAGGAGGAAAAUAAUCGGCCAAGAUGAAUAUGAGGAUAUGUUACCGCCGACCAACGACGCAAUUGACAGUCGCACAAGAGUAAGGAAGGAGCUGAUGCACACCUUGGACGAGGAAGAUAGGGAAGAGAUAGCCAAGUUUUUUGAGCUCGAUAUAAAGCCAGAUCAGGUGAAGUAAAUGAAUUCCUUCCUUGGAAAGGGAGAAAGAGACCACAGGUAUAGGUGGUCUGGCUGGCUGCUCCUUUAAAUAGAGGGAGACAAGUACGAUUUGUUAUUGAUUGAUGCAAGUUAAUCCAGGACAAGAGCACGUAUAUGUAUUGUCUCUUCUCUUUAUUUUGUUACUACUUAGUUGAUCCAGGAAUAGGUGUUGUAGUUCAAGUGCUCCCCUGGAACUUGGAGUGGAGACAUGAAUGACAAUGUAUUUCGCAGGCUUUCAUAUUAACUAUGUGUAGUUUGUUAUCUAAAUGUAGUCUUGUAUAUCCCUUAGAAGUUGAACAAAUGGAUUGAGGAUGGGGUGGAAAUGAGGGUCUAUGUGUAGUGUAGGGAUGGCAACAAAACCCAAACUCACGGGUACCUACCCGACCCAAUCCGGUCAACAUGGGUAAAUCUGUGUUGACGGGUUUUGGGUCGGGUUUGGGUUUAAACUCGUUUACUAUUCACCGGGUUGGGUUUGGAUUUAGGUAAACCCGACCCAUGGGUACCCGCCCACACCUAUAUAAUUAUUUAUCUCGGUAGGUUUAAUAUUCUAAACAACUAAUCUUAUUUAUGUUUGUGGAGACAUAUCUAAUUUUUUCUUUCGAAUUGUGUAGAAUGAAGUUGAUGUUAUCGA
Molecule: messenger RNA, 1788 nt
Organism: Linum trigynum
Lineage: Eukaryota; Viridiplantae; Streptophyta; Magnoliopsida; Malpighiales; Linaceae
Source: the annotation of a GenBank genome assembly